Messenger RNA from Drosophila takahashii, 2413 nucleotides. It is a transcript of the gene Incenp, whose product is annotated as Inner centromere protein. Gene Ontology annotation, cellular component: meiotic spindle midzone; kinetochore; chromosome passenger complex. Lineage: Eukaryota; Metazoa; Arthropoda; Insecta; Diptera; Drosophilidae. Gene Ontology annotation, biological process: mitotic cytokinesis; meiotic spindle midzone assembly; metaphase chromosome alignment. The record is from RefSeq and is a predicted model, not a curated record.
CACACUAAGUGGACGCGCGUCUCAAUUGCCGCCAUUUGAAAAAAAACGAAGUAAUCGAAUCCUGAUUUUGCACUUUGUCAGAUUCAGGAUACAGUCGCUAGCUAUGGAGGACAUCUUGGGCGUGCUGAGCUCGCUCCCGGACCUGCGGCGCGAGCUGGAGGUGCUGCGCAAGGCCCACUUUGAGGAGCUGGACCAACUCUUCUACGGCACCGUUCAUCCGGAAACGGAGGCCAAGGCGGCGGCGGACACGGCGCCGGUGGCCAAGAGCCAGGAGAACUCCUCGGUGACGCCGCAGCAGACAAAGAAGCGGCCCAAGCGACUCACCUCCCUGGCCGAGGAUCAAGAUGAGCCCGAGGCUGCUCCGGACACCACGACCAACACGUCCUCACUCCGCCAGAGCGCUCGGGUCAGCAACUCCCAACUGCUGGCCAUCGCCGAGGACGAGCUCAACUCCACGGCCUCGCUGAUGCCGCCGCCUCCCAUUCCCGCCACGGCGGACACCACCUUAGGCUCCGGACGGCCGCAGCGCGCCGCCAAGCUGAAGAGCGAGAAGCUGCUGAAGGAGGUGCCGCUCAACCGCAAGAUGCGGCGGCCCAGCAGCGAGGAGAGCAUCAAGAUCAAGGUGGAGAGCGAGCAGCGGGUGUCCCAGUUCAACAGCUCUACCAGUGGGAAGCCUGCCGAGGAGGAGAAGGCGGUGGUGGAGCCCGAACCGGAGCAGUCGUCCCAACAGCAAAGGCGCCGUGAGGAGGAUGCCGAGGAUCCCAACGCCACGAAGACCCUGCGCGUCAAGAUCAAGCGCGAGAAGCUCAGCAACGAGGGAUUAGUACCUCCCACCGAUGCGAGCACCGUCUCCUCCGCGACCUUGGAGGCUGUUCGUCCCGAUGAUACGGUGGCCAGCAACACGACGACCAACACCACAUCCACGGAGGUCGCCAAGAAGGGGCGCAAGAAGAAGAAAGACGUGGAGAACCAUCGACCCAUCAAGGUGGAGCGCUUCAGCGAUUUGGACAAGGGCUCUCCCGUCUCGUCGCGCACGCGCAAGUGCAGCACGGAGUCGCGACCAAACCAGGAACGCUCCAUAUACAAGGACGCACUCGAGGGUCCGCCCAUUGCAGCUGCUCCGCCGGCUGCCAACGAAACGGUGACGAUUUCCAAUGCCACCAUGGUGCUGGGUCCCGCGCCCACUGGCGACAGUCCCAUUGGGAUGUCAGCCGGGGAUGCCACGUUUGAGGUGCAUUCCAACGACAGGAAGGCGCCGCCGAUUAAGCAGGACAGCCUGCUCACGGAGGACGAGUCGCUGGAGGAGAAGCUGCCGCCAGCGAAGCUGCUUUCGAGCUUGAAGUCCAUUAAGCUGCCUACGCGCACGCAUGAGCUUUUCAACCCACUGCUGCAGAGUCCCGUGAAGCUGCGCGUGGAGGCGUUCGAGAAUGCGGCACAGAACAGCAUGCGUCCUAAAAGGGGCAAGGAAGCGGGCACGCCGGGAGCGAACAACACUCCCAAGAUUGGCAAGCUGCCUGCUCCAACAGUGGGUCGCUUUUUCACGCCCACCCAGUCCAGCAGCGCGCUGCCUUUAAGCUCGGCGCAGCCCAAGAAGGGACCUGCUAGCGCUUCCAAGGCCACCACCCUGAUGAAGACUGCUACCGGAACGAACCUCCGGUCCGCCAAUUCGACGUCCACGAAGACGCUGUCGCGCGAGAACAGCGGCGACGACUUCCGCAAGGGCCUGCACAAUCUCGCCGAGGAGCGCAAGAAGCUGCGCGAGCAGAAGCACCAGCAGGCCGCCCAGCAGCGCGAGGCCAAGGAGCGGGAGCGGGCCGAGCGCAUGGCUAAGUUGGCCGCCGAGCGAGCCAAAAAGCAGGAGGAGCGGAAGCGCAUUGAGGAGCGCAAGCGGCAGGAGAUGGAGGAGCUGCAGCGCAAGAUUCGCCAGCAGGAGGAGGCCGAGGCGCUGAAGAAGGCCAAGAUGAAGGAGCUGGAGCAGCAGAAACUGCAGCAGCUGACCGGAGCGAAGCCCAAGAAGAUGCUGCCGCCGCCGCCGAAGACCAAGUACACGUGGGAGAUGCUGCACGAGGACGACUCCACCGACGACGAGGGAAAGGUCACGCACAAGCGCCCGCCGGCGCCCACCUGGAGUCGAAGCCACGUGAGGGGCGAUGCGAUCGCCAUGCAGAGCCACUGCCCCACGGACAUCAUCGACAGCUUCUUCUCGGUGGCGCCCACCACACCGGACCUUAAGCAGAUAUUCCCGAACAUCGAUCCCAGCCAGCUGAAGCGCAACUCCAGCGUCCUGUGGUCCACGCCGCCGCGCUACUCGGAGCUCCCGAAAUACUAGCCAUGUAGUCCUGUUCUCUCUUUACCCUACCCUUAAAUGCACAUGUUUAUGAUUGAAUAAAUAAAGUUAAUUGUGAAAAUUAAA